Molecule: messenger RNA, 1581 nt
Organism: Paramecium tetraurelia
Lineage: Eukaryota; Ciliophora; Oligohymenophorea; Peniculida; Parameciidae
Exons: 5
Molecular function (GO): protein binding
Source: RefSeq, a predicted model, not a curated record
AUGGAUCACGAUCCUUUGACAUAGUUCCUGCAUCUUCUCAAAUAGAAGCUAGCAAUCACUGAGAAAUAAUUCUGGGAAUUGAGUAACGAAGAAGGUCAUUCUGCAGAAUAAGAAAUAGAAUUAGCCAAAGAAUUAAUGAUGCAAGAAAGACAUAUUUAAUUGAUUGACUAAACUAUAAGAUUGAGGAAUCAAGAUAAAACAUUGAACUUUGCUUUCCCAAUGAAGUAUGCUAUGAAUUUGAUAUAAAAUCCUGAAAUCAUUGAAGAAUUCAAGCAGUAUAAUAUUAUUGAUGUUUCAGAAGAAUUCGAGAAGAUUAAUCAUAAUACCAUCACAGAAGAGUAAGUUAAAGGCUUUUUGAUUAUGAAAUUUGAUGACACAGCUAGUUAAAAAAGUGAUGCUUGGGAAGAUGAUCUAGGUGAGGUUGUGGAAGUUGAUAAUCAAGAAUUAGAAGCCUUAGAAAAAGAGGUUGAUUAAUAGGAAGAGAAGAUAAUAGAGGAAGAAGAAUAAAUGAUUAAAUAGUAGCCUGAAUUAUUAGAAUAAAUUGAGGAUAAUCACAUUGAUCCUUGUUGGAAAAUAGAUGAAUCUAAGGCUUAAUUAUAAAUACAUAAUAAAGUUAUAUGUACCUUUGCUCAGAAUCCUGUUUCAAAAGAUUUGAUUGCCAGUGGUUCUGAAGAUGAUCAUUUAAAAAUUAUUAAACUUAGUACUCAAAAAGUGAUUUUCGAAAAGAAAUAUGAUGAAACUGUAGGAUUAGUUGAUUUUAAUUAUGAUGGCAAAUAUUUAGCAGCUGGAAUACUGACAGGAAAAAUUUAUAUCUAUUUAUUAAAUGAUAUGAGUGAGAAAAUGCUUGAUGGAAGUUAAACAGAACCAAGUGUAUUGAAAUGGCAUCCAAAAGGAAAUGUUAUUUUGGCAGGAUUCUAAGAUUCUACACUAUGGAUGUGGAAUGGAGUUACUGGUGAAGUAAUGAGUGUAUUUGCUGGUCAUGAGGCAGAAAUUACAUGUGGGGGUUUCACUCUAGAUGGUAAAUUAAUCGUAAGUGGCUCCGCUGAUCAAUCAUUUAGAGUUUGGAAGCCAAGUACUUCUGAAUAAGUUUAUAAAAUAAGUUCAGUUUCACAUAAACAUAAUUAUCAUAAGGAUGAUGUUGUCUGUUUUGUAUAACAUUAUAAAUAACCAAUCAUUGCAACUGGAAGUAGUGAUUCAACUAUUGCAUUCAUCAAUUUCGAGGAUGGAAAAGUUAUUGGCAAAAGUGAUCCAUUAGGAGACAGUAUUGUUGAGUUAUGUUUCAUAGGAACUAAUUAACCUAUUAUUGUUGCUGGAGAUAUGUCAGGUUCUGUUUAUAUUUAUAAUUGGAAUUCAAUGAAAUUAAUUGAAAAACUCUGUUUAUGCAAAAAUUCAAUAACUAAAAUUUUAUUUUAUAAUCAAUAAUUCCACAUCUCAAGUUUAGACGGUAAAAUUGUCACAUUUGAUGUCAGAUAAAUGCACAAUUACAGAGUACUUCAAGCUAAAUCAGGAAUCUAUGAAAUGAUUGUUGAAGAAGGAUGGAUUUUAGUUGGAUGUGAGAAUGGUUUUGUUUAUGUUUAUUGA